Messenger RNA from Aureobasidium pullulans EXF-150, 1254 nucleotides. RefSeq lists its product as uncharacterized. Bases 307 to 1137 code for a protein of 276 amino acids. The record is from RefSeq and is a predicted model, not a curated record. Lineage: Eukaryota; Fungi; Ascomycota; Dothideomycetes; Dothideales; Saccotheciaceae. The transcript is spliced from 3 exons.
AAGCUCAAUCGUCUGACACGAAUAUGUACAACGUACGCGAGACUUGUUUGUAGCUUGCAGCGUGAGGACUACGCCCGUGUGGCUCCAGCUCACUGCGGCAAGCUAGUGAUACGCGUGAAUCGUCACCAUCAUGGUGAUUUCAUUAUCAUCGCUAUUGCGGCAUACUUCGCCAGGUUGAUCGACCUCUUACGCCCGAGCUUGGUAACUUACAUCUGAUGACCGGACAAGAUGUUCUAUAAAGCCGUCCGUCGCGAGUCGUAACAAGGGCAUAUUUUGACAAGCACACUCAAGUUUCCCAUCGGUAAAAUGCAGAUUUUCUCCUCUCUCGCUGUCAUCCUGGCACUGGGUCAAUUUACCUUUGGCGCCAUGAUCGUGCUCGACUGUACUAACUUUCCAGAAUCUUGCAACAAUGACUGUUAUGGCAUCUACGGUCCGCCAAGACUACCGUCAUCACUCACUUGGGACCAGCCGAGCAGUAGUGUCGAACGAAAUCGCCGCCGCGGGUCAGGAUGCACGAUGUCUAAUGGACUUUCAGCUUGCAACGCCAAUUCAGGUGUCUCUCCGUACAACAACGAUGGUCCAACUUGCGACGAGUACCCUUACGCUUCUACAUCGCAAGGAGGCAUGGCUGGUGCCACACUACGCUGUAUGAGCCGCAGUGACAAUAGUGCUGAAGGAGGAUACCUCAGAGGGAAUCUAUACCGGAAACCAAUCGCCAAUGGGGGUUGUGGCAAUGUGGCUCCGUGUUCAUUCACCGUCGCAGUCGACAUGAAUACUAUUGGAAACUCGCCUCUGUGCUCAGGUGCGAACUCCGGAACAUCGCCUUUGAACGACGGUCAUGAAUUCAAGAAACUCAGCGGUGGUGGCUAUGCUGCCGCUAAGAGAGAGUUAAGUGAUAAGGACAUCUACGCUCCAUUUCCCGAUGGCAAUGGUACCUUCCCGAUGCACCUUCGAAGGGAGUUUCUGAUGAAUGAUGGUACUCGGAUCAUGCUUCUAACCACGGACUUGGAUAUGGUGAUCCCUUCGGGUUUGAUGGUAGCCACUAGUGGAGACGCAAAAGUCGUGAUCCGCGAGCUUCUUGGACAGGAGAAGUCCCCUGCUUUGAGGCCUCUGGUGGCGGCGUCCUUUGUUGCAUGAUUUUAUGGUGUCAGAUUUCGCAGACCAGAGUCCGGGACCCAGAUGAUGGUAUGUUGUCGUGUAUUAGCUAAUUUCAAAGUGGCAAGAUUCGUGAAUUUUUGGGUCAUAAUACUCUCA